AUGCAGACCGGUAUCGGUCCUACCAAACUCUUUGCGACAAUUGAAAAGGUGGAAAAGACCGAAGAAGAGUGGCGGCAAGAGCUUUCUCCCCAAGCCUACUACGUACUGCGAGAAGCCGGAACCGAGGCACCAAGAAGCUCAGAACUCAACGAUGUAAAAGAACCUGGCACUUUUGUGUGUAAAGGAUGUGGAGCACCCCUCUUCACUACUGCCGCCAAGUUUGAAUCUGGCUCUGGCUGGCCCUCCUUCUACCAGCCUGUUGAUAAAAGUGCUGUCGAUUUGUCGGUUGAUUACAAGUUGAUAAUGCCACGCACUGAAGUAUGUUGCGGUUCGUGUGGUGGUCACCUUGGUCAUGUCUUUGACGACGGACCACAGCCCACUGGACAACGCUACUGCAUGAAUGGCAUCGCCAUGGACUUCAAAGCCGACGAAACCAACCCCGAUUUGGCUGCUGCCGUUGUGGAGCGACAAUCUUCUCCCUUCAAACCCACGGCUGAGUCACAAUUACCAGGAAUUUUGUUCAAUGGCGCUAUUGGGGUGCUCUUUUUUGGUUCCUUUGUUACCAGAAUAGGAGACAUUGAAUCCCUGGGAGGAACCCCGGUGCCGUUUGAUUUCUUUCCCGUCAUUCCUGCCGUCUUCUAUGGCGUCAUGGCAGCGCAAGGCAUAUCACGACUUUUGUAG
This is a messenger RNA of Seminavis robusta, 681 nucleotides long. The record is from the annotation of a GenBank genome assembly. Lineage: Eukaryota; Bacillariophyta; Bacillariophyceae; Naviculales; Naviculaceae.